This is a messenger RNA of Momordica charantia (bitter melon), 1183 nucleotides long. Its product is annotated as melanoma-associated antigen G1-like protein. Gene Ontology annotation, cellular component: nucleus. NCBI's taxonomy places the organism in Eukaryota, Viridiplantae, Streptophyta, Magnoliopsida, Cucurbitales, Cucurbitaceae. The record is from RefSeq and is a predicted model, not a curated record.
AGGAAAAAGCGCGCCCACUGCCCGCAACGAAAACCCAGGUCAGGGUGCGCGGGAACAUGCCGUGGACUGUGAAGGAAAGCACUUCUGGGGGUUUCUGAAGCAUCUGAAGAAAUCUCAGCUCAUUUUUUUGCCGGAAGAUGCAGUGAAGAAAAUCACUCGCUCGAAAGAUUUUUGCUCUGUCCCGUCGGCCGGUUUAGUUCGAGUAUGGCAGGUGCAGGAGAUUAUCUUUCCCAAAUUGACAUUUCAAAUGAGGAAAAGGACAAGCUUGUAGCGGAAGCCAUCCGCUAUAUCAUUUUCAAAACUCAUCAAAAUUCAGGAUGCCCGAUCAAAAGGGAAGAGCUUACUCAGCUCGUAACAAAAAAUUAUCGGAAUCGUGGAUUGCCGGCUGUUGUGAUAGAAGAGGCCAAAGAGAAGAUGUCAAGCAUUUUUGGUUACGAGUUGAGGGAACUUCAAAGAACCCGACCUUCAUCUACUAGCCAAGGGCACUCUUCCCAGCAAAACGUUGCAGAUACAAAAUCUUAUGUUCUCAUAAGCAAGCUUCCUGCUGAUAUCUAUAGAAAAUAUGUCGAGGAUGUAAAUACAGCACACGUGACUGGUUUUACUUUUGUUGUAGUUAGUAUUGUACAUCUCGCCGGUGGUAAAAUUCCAGAAGAAAGCCUUUGGCAUCACUUGAGACGAAUGGGGUUGUCUGAAAGUGAUGAAAAGCAUCCAGUCCUUGGAAACAUCAAGCAAGCAGUAGAGUUGCUUGUUCAGAAAAGAUAUCUGCAGAAGGCCAAAAUAAAUGGUCCUGAAGGCAAUAUUACGUUUUACGAGCUUGCUGAAAGAGCUUUAGAUGGGCCAGUUAGUGAAGAGAUUAAAGAAUAUGUAGCACAGAUUGUGAAUAAAAAUGUUGACACAGUUGACUAGCGUCUUAACUCUGACUCCAGCAAAACGGUUGAUUAAGGAUUCUGAAGAAUCUUCUCAGCAGCCAUAAAGAUCUUGACGGACGGCCUCGAGCUUGGCUAACUCAGUUCACACAAGCAUUUCAAAAUCGUAUGUAACUAACAUUUAUGGAUGGUAAUUUUUCUUGUGGGAGAAUAUGUAUGCAUAAUACUUGAAUAGUUUCAAUUGAAUAUUUUGUAGUUGGAUUUAUUGCUUUCUUGGUGGAGAUUCGAACUAUGGCAGUUGGAUUUAUUGCAUUAAA